Plutella xylostella (diamondback moth) is the source of this 747-nucleotide messenger RNA. RefSeq lists its product as uncharacterized. The record is from RefSeq and is a predicted model, not a curated record. NCBI's taxonomy places the organism in Eukaryota, Metazoa, Arthropoda, Insecta, Lepidoptera, Plutellidae. Gene Ontology annotation, molecular function: structural molecule activity. Gene Ontology annotation, cellular component: extracellular region.
GUAACUCAAUGGUAAUAAAACCUUCCGGGCCUGAACCGGUUAAAAUGAAACUAUACAGUUUAGUUUCUUUAGUAAUUUUACUUACGGGUUCAAAUGCAGUCGAGAAUGAAUGCCCCAUUACCCAGGAGAAUCCGACAAGACCAUGCCCGAAAAACACUAUUAAAUGUGUGAAGAAAUAUUUCCACACUAGAGCCGACUGCCUCUCAUAUAUCUGUCCUGUGAAUAGUAACACAAUUCAGUUGGAGAACUUUAAGAACUACGAACCUUCUGUCAAUGCGACGAUCGUUCAGAAUGCAACCUUGACUGGCGUAGGCUCAGGGACAAUUUAUGAUUUCAUAAUUGAUAAAACCAUAAACAUAGCGGUUCUAUCCAUAGAAUACACGAACAUAAAGGUAAUAGGGACCUCAGAUUUCAUUCAUUACAAGACUGCUAGAGAGCCCAAGACAGUGAGAAUAGAUACAACUGAAAAUUAUCGAAAAGUGAUAAUAACAACCUACUUCUAUGACACUGAAGACCUGAACUUGGAAGACAGUUACAGUGUGGCGAACCUCACGCUUCCGGAGUUCACGCUGGGACCUUGUCUCACUCAGAGCACAGACCCGGAAACUGUGGAAUUUUUCGGGGCUUUUCUUGCCAACAUUAAUGCGGUAGCACAAGAGGCGUACCAGACUCGCGCCCCUCUCAUACAGAAGUAUUUCAUCUCAAAACAUAUAUGUAAUUAUGUAAAAUAGUAAAAAGUAAGUAGUG